AUGGUUCAUACACGGUUUUCGUCUGCAUCUCCUGCAUCUCAAACAAAUAUUCCAAAUUCUAAAUCAAAUGUGAAAUCUGCAGUUGCUUCUGGUAUGAAUUUCCUAAUUCAUCCGAAUAACCGCUGUUCUUCAAAAAUUGCUUCUACAAUCAAAUAUUCUUUGAUUGAAGCUAUCCAUGAGAAGCUUUCAACAAAGCAAGUUAGUGAUUUUGGUGAUUCUUGUUUUGGCCAUUUCCUAAAACUGUCAGAGUUCACAAUGCAACAUCAGCUUAUACAUAAUCUAUUGCUAAGAGUUGCAACAACCCAACAAGCUAGAGAUUUGGGUUGGUGUCAAUGGCAUGAAGCUUCGAUUUGGGUUAAGGGAGUUUGCAUUAGUCACCGAAUUACGAAUGAUGAGGAUGCCUUGAAGAUUACAUUGUUGCAUUUUCUGCACAAUUUUUUGCUUAGUUCUUCUGAAACUAAUAAUGUCCCCAAAGAAGACUUUAAUAUUAUUGAUAGUGGUGAGUUUUCUGAAUUUCCUUGGGGUAAAGAAGUUUUCAAGGCUACUGUUGAAAUUUUAAAGAAAAUGAUUGUUGUAAAAAAUAGUGAAAAAGAGAGCAACAAAGAUGACAAGAAAAAAGAACAGGCUUUCUAUAGGUUGCUUGGAUUUUCAUAUGCCUUCCAAGUAUGGUUUUUUGAGUGUUGUCCAUAUUUGAAUGGGAGAUAUUGUCAUCUCAGUCAAGGAUCCAUCCCACGUAUUCUCAAAUGGUCAAGCACCAUUCAGCCUACAUUUGCAGAAGUGACCAAGUUGUUAUCUUUGAAUGUUGCUGAGUUGAAAUUGAGGAAUAUAUAUCCUACUUCCAAGGAGAGAAAAAAUUCAGAAAUAAACAGUUUGUUUCCAAAAGAAAAGGAAGCUAUUGAGGAUGAAAUCGGUGUUGCUGAUAAUGUUAGAGUUGCUCAAGGACAUAGAGCAACUAAUUCUAGAGUUGCUGCAUUAGGAGAUGAUGACUUUGUAGAGACUCCACCUCAGUCUGUUGCUAGUGAUUCUUCACCUUCUUUGCCUGCUAUUCAUCCUCACUUUGAUGCUGGUGGUUGUUCAUCUCCUACGCCUGAGAUGCCUCAUGUUUCGCUAAGUAGCAUGCAUGCACAGUUGCUAGCUUUAGAGGCAUGCAACAAGAUAUUAGAAGAAAGCAACACAAGAUUAGAAGCAAGCAACAAGAAAUUAGAAGAGAGCCACAAGAUUGUUAUUAAUGAGUUGUCUUCAUUGAAGAGUCAUGUCCAUGAAGGAUUUUUGAAUCUUCAGAAGUUAUUUAGUUCCCAUUUUGUAGGGAAACAGGAGGACAAUACCAACAUUGUUGAUGAUGAAAUGGUUGAAAAUAAUUCGAAAGAAGAAGAUGAAAAAGAGGAGGAUGAGUCUGAAGAAGAAGAAGUGCAUCAAUCUGAAAAAGAUAACGAUGAAAGUGAUGAUGAUGAUGAUGAUGAUGAUGAAGACAAUGCAAAGUGUUUUGGAGAAGACAAUGAUGAUGAAGAAGAAGAGAAAGAUGAUAAUCAUGAAAAAAACAAUGGAGGAAACAAGGAUAAGGAUUCUAAGGUUGAUGAUUCUCAUGGUUCUUGUCAAGUUCCAUCUCAAGUUGCCCAGGUUGAUGAAGUUGCUAGUCAUGUUGCUGGUGAGGUUGUUGAUUCUCAAGUUGCUAAAGAUCCAGAAGUUGCUGGAGUUGCAACUGAGGUUGCAGAGGCAGUUGCUGAAGAUCCAAAAGUCUCUUUUUUGGAUUCUUUAUCAGACAUUGAAUUGGAUAAGGCUAUAGAAAAUGCAUAUAAAGCUGUAGAUGCGAUGAAGGCAACUGGGGUAACUUCUAUUCCUUGCACAACUAUUGUCCCUUAUGUUGGUAGUAGUGAGAGUAACUUAGGAUAUGUUACUCCUGCUCUACCAAAAAGGACAAUUAAGCUUCCACCUUGCCUGCAGUCACCUUUUUUGCAAACUUUUUGUUCUUCUUCUGGGGAAAGUAGUGUGAUUAAAUCAACAGGAGGAAUCAAGGUUGUCAAAGGACUUUGCCCAUUAGAUGACAAAAUUGGUGAAUUGCCUGACUUUGUCGCUGUUCAAGAAUUCUAUGUAUGGCUUGAUAAAGGAAUGAAAAGUAAUAACAAAUUGAGAUUGUACUCGAAAGAAGACAACCUUAUCAUACCUGGGUUACAACUUGGGCAUGUUGAUGUAGUCUUUUAUUAUUUGAGGAAGAAAGGUAUGUAUCAUGACUCUACUGUUUUGAAGUUCACUACAACUGAUACUACCUUUCAAAAGAGGAUUGAAGCCAUUUAUGAUUCUUUUUUAAAGAAGAAUCGCGAUCAUGGGGUAAUGAAUCGUAACCAUGUUAUUGCUGAGGUUAUGAUGGGCUUUGGAUUGAGUUGCAACAAAUCUUGGCUACAAGUAGAUCAUGUUCUUUUUCCUAUUUUAGUUAAGAAUGAAAAGCAUUGGCUUCUUGCUAUAUUGUCUUUCAAAGAUAGGUUGAUUCAUGUUUACAAUACUUUGAGUUGUGAUCGUAAGGAUCAUGUUGCCUUGCUAGCUAUAGAACCAUUUCGUGUGUUGCUGCCAACUUAUUUGUCUAUCAUUGGAUUUUAUAAGCGAAUUGAUAUAGACUUCUGUUCAAAGCCUUAUUUUGGGAGACCUCAAGCUGUUUCUUUUGAAGUAGUUAUGGAUGAUGACGUUCCUUCUGAGUCGCCUAUAGACAGUGCAAUAUCUAUGUUCUCUUUUGCUGAGUAUUUCAUUGCCGGAAAAGAGAUUCCAAGAUGUAAUUUUGAUGUUGAAUGUCAUAGGUCUAGGCUUGCUUAUUUACUAUACUCAUAUGCAAUGGGAAAACAAGAAUGUGGAUAUGAGAGUGCACGAGAGUAUGCUUUGUCGUGA
This is a messenger RNA of Humulus lupulus (European hop), 2874 nucleotides long. RefSeq lists its product as uncharacterized. NCBI's taxonomy places the organism in Eukaryota, Viridiplantae, Streptophyta, Magnoliopsida, Rosales, Cannabaceae. The transcript has 10 exons. Gene Ontology annotation, molecular function: cysteine-type peptidase activity. Gene Ontology annotation, biological process: proteolysis. The coding region runs from base 1 to 2874 and encodes 957 amino acids. The record is from RefSeq and is a predicted model, not a curated record.